AUGUCUAGGAGAACUGAAAAUGGCAACUCUCAAAAUGUGACUGAGAGAAUAGAAGGAGUUGUUGGUGCUAUCGAGAGGGUGGUAGACAUUCUGCACCAUAAUGCUACAACUGGACCAAGAGAACAAAUUAGUCUGACUCAUUUUAUGCGUCAUAAUCCUUCCAAGUUUAAUGGGAGCGCAACACCUGACGAAGCAGAAUACUGGGUCCAAGAAAUCGAGAAAAUCUUCGAGGCUAUAUCUUGCCCAAAAGACAAGAAAGUGAUAUUUGCAACCUUUUUACUGAUUGGAGAGGCAGAAUACUGGUGGAGUGGAUUUAAGCGACUUAUGGAGUCCAACAGGGAAGUUGUCACCUGGGAGAAUUUCAAAGACAAAUUUCUAGAGAAAUACUUUCCCAGUCACACAAAGUUCACAAAGGAGCUUGAAUUCCUGAGUCUACACCAAGGAAGAAUGUCUGUACACGAGUACGUGGUGAAGUUUGACCAACUUUCAAGGUAUUACUCGCAGACCCUCUCAGAUGAAUGGAAAUGUCAGAAGUUCGAAGAAGGUUUGCGCCACGAACUGAAGAGAGCAGUGAUACCGUUGAAUAUCAGACAUUUCUUGACUAUGGUCGAAACAGCUAAGAGGGUGGAAAAGCUAGAGAUAGAUCCAGAGAGGGUUGUCAGACCUCAGAAAGGAAGCUCGUCCGUGACUAAAUUUCAAAAGCAGCCUUAUAAUCGACCUUAG
Messenger RNA from Vigna angularis (adzuki bean), 723 nucleotides. RefSeq lists its product as uncharacterized. The transcript has a single exon. The record is from RefSeq and is a predicted model, not a curated record. Bases 1 to 723 code for a protein of 240 amino acids. Lineage: Eukaryota; Viridiplantae; Streptophyta; Magnoliopsida; Fabales; Fabaceae.